Messenger RNA from Drosophila albomicans, 1050 nucleotides. RefSeq names its product leucine-rich repeat-containing protein 15-like. The coding region runs from base 217 to 969 and encodes 250 amino acids. Gene Ontology annotation, cellular component: extracellular matrix. The record is from RefSeq and is a predicted model, not a curated record. Gene Ontology annotation, molecular function: protein binding. The transcript is spliced from 2 exons. NCBI's taxonomy places the organism in Eukaryota, Metazoa, Arthropoda, Insecta, Diptera, Drosophilidae.
AUGCCAGGAAGUGAGCAGUCUACAGGAAGUAGCUAGAGUUAAAUCUUUAUCCUCAAUACACCUACGAAGGAUCGUCAUCAAUAACACGGGCACAGAGCUAAUUAUUGGAGCAGCCAACUUUACUCUUCCCAUUUGGUGGGUAUCAAUCUGCAUGUGAAACGCUUAGAGCUCCGCAAUGGCGCCUUUGCCAAUCUCCCUGGUCUGUGGUGGAUCAAUAUGAAUGACUGUGGCUUGGAACAACUGGAGAAGUCAUAUUUUCCCAUUCAUCCGGAGAUGCACGAGAUCCGAGUCAGCCACAAUAAGCUUAAAUUUAUCUCAAUAGAUUUUUUUGAGAAUCUUUUCAAAUUGGUUAUUGUUCAUUUGGAUCAUAAUUCUCUGACUCAUCUGGAGUUGCCGCACAUGAAAAGUCUGAGAGAACUUUACCUUGGACAUAAUAAAUUGGCCGAUUUCAACUUUAGUGAUUGUCCACGCUUGGAAAUACUAUACCUCAACGACAAUCAACUCACACAGCUGGAUUCCACUUCUUUCCAACAAUUACCCGAAUUAUUGGAGCUGCAGCUGAGUGGAAAUUUGAUUACUGAGAUUGGCGCGGAUUCCUUCCAGUCACUGAUAAAACUGCGCACUCUAAAUCUCUCGAGGAAUGCAUUGACUUCACUUCCGGCAGAUGUUUUUGGCUCAUCAACUGAGCAGCAAUUCGCACUGCAACAAUUGUAUCUCUCUCACAACAACAUUAAUGUGCUCUUCGAAAACCAAUUCGAAUUGUUGGGUGGACUCCAGUUGCUGGAUUUAUCCGGCAAUAAAAUCGCCACUCUGAAGAGUGCUUACUUUUCAGGCCUGCAUUUGCAGAAGCUAAAUGUGGGUCACAAUCAAUUGGCGGAUAUAAGCAGCGAUGUUCUGGAGAGUCUAAACGGCAUCACGGAUCAGCUUAUUAACAACAAUCAAACGACUUUUCUGCACAAAUUGAAUUAGACGAUUCCCCAUUUGAGGGAUGAUCGACGUAACGAUGCUAAGGAAGAGCUUAAGUUUUCAGAUGAGGUCGUCUAAUGAUUA